Molecule: messenger RNA, 992 nt
Organism: Lates calcarifer (barramundi perch)
Lineage: Eukaryota; Metazoa; Chordata; Actinopteri; Centropomidae
Product: low affinity immunoglobulin gamma Fc region receptor II-a-like
Exons: 3
Coding region: 135-653 (172 amino acids)
Biological process (GO): cell surface receptor signaling pathway
Molecular function (GO): transmembrane signaling receptor activity
Source: RefSeq, a predicted model, not a curated record
CUUUUCUACAUAUCACUCCAAACAAGCUGCAGUACUUUAAAUCUGAACCAGUUUCUUUUAACUGUGUUGGAUUUGGUGGCUGGGGUAACUUGAAAGGGAUCGGCAAUACUGGGGAAUUCAAACCACCCUUUGAUAUGAAGAGGACGUCAAUGGAAUCCUCCUGGAUCAUUGAUACAGCCUAUCCAUCAGACAGUGGAGAAUACUGGUGUGAAACAAAAGAAGGAGAGAGAAGCAACUCUGUCUCCAUCACUGUCACUGAUGGUUCUGUGAUCCUGGAGAGUCCUGCUCAUCCUGUGAUGCAGGGAUACGCUGUGACUCUGCGCUGCAGGAAUAAGGCAAAGACCACCAACCUCCGAGCUGAUUUCUAUAAAGACGGUCAAUUAAUGAACAACAGUCCUGCAAGAGAGAUGAUCAUUAACAAUGUUUCCAAGUUGGAUGAAGGACUCUACCGAUGCAACAUCUCCGGUGUUGGAACAUCACCAGAGAGUCGACUGACUGUCACAGCUCCUCAAAGAGACAUUUGCCCACCCUCAGAUCACUCCACUCACAUUUACCUGAUCUUAAGAACUGUGUUCACCAUUGUGAUGGUGGCUCUGCUGCUGCUGCUGCUGGGACUGAUGCACUGUGGGAAACUCAGAGUUACACACAGAUAACUGAUGCUCACAUGUAAAGGAACCCACCAACAUCGCCAGACAACCUUUACUUAGGACCCAGUAUAGAUGCCAACAACAAUAAAUAUUUCUCAUUGCAUUAACUCAGAUAAUUACAGCGUACUGACUCUAAAUAGAAGCUGUAGCCUGCGCUCACAUUCGGUACGUGUCAGUGUGCACUGUACACACACGCAGCUUCACCACGUGUCAGUGCGUGACACUGAGCACAACAACAGUCAGUGUUUUUUAAUGAAGUCAAAUGAGCUUAUAAUAACUGAAACAUUAUCACAUGAGGAUUUAGCCUUUUAUCAUCUGGAUGUAAGAAUGUGCUUUUUCUGCUGU